Messenger RNA from Botrytis deweyae, 1938 nucleotides. RefSeq lists its product as uncharacterized. The record is from RefSeq and is a predicted model, not a curated record. Gene Ontology annotation, molecular function: protein binding. The transcript is spliced from 8 exons. The coding region runs from base 314 to 1705 and encodes 463 amino acids. NCBI's taxonomy places the organism in Eukaryota, Fungi, Ascomycota, Leotiomycetes, Helotiales, Sclerotiniaceae.
CAGAAUCCAUCUAGAACAUCUAUUCACUCUGUCACCACAACUCUUUCCAUCAAGAUAUCAUACCACAUCAUAUCGUCUAGGAUUGAAGCAAUUAUAUCUACCCUCAUAAACAUCUUGAAUACCAGGUGACAUUUACACUGUUCCAUUGACUUACAAUCAAGGUCACUACAAUAACCAUACCUGUUUACAUUUUUCGCCCUCAUAGCUAGAGUCGGUCUUCAUAACACGGUCUCCAUAUUGACGCAGGAAAUCGAUAUACCUCCCCACUUCUGCAAAGUCAUCCAAGAAAUAUAUUGUUUAGCGAUUUCGGUAUAUGACAGCGGCGGCAAUGUUUUACACCGGUGAUAUCAAUAGCGGGAUCAGCAAGGCUUUAGCGGAAUCUAAACUUGUUGCAUGUUUCGUAACGAAUGGCAAUGAAGAAAGCAGACUCUGGGAAGAUGAUUUCUUGCGAGAUUCCGAGUUAAGUUCUCACCUACAAGAAAGAACAGUUUUGCUGCGCCUCAGUGCUGGUUCUGAAGAAGCCAACUAUCUCGCUGCAAUCUUUCCUAUUCCAAAAGCUCCAACUCUUGUUGCUAUUUGGAAUGGAGAACUCAAAGAAUAUUUAAGUGCAGGCAUAACCAAAGACGACUUUUUGACACGAUUCAAGAAAGCCUUGGAAUCUACAUCUAACCAGAGGAAUGUCGAGAAUGACCGCCCUAUUUCACCAAAUGGAACGCGAACCUUGGAGAAUCCAGAACGACGUACGACCGAAGGCCAAUCAUCGGGUGUUUCACCCACUGGUAAUCCGAACAACGGUUCUACGUCCGUUUUACAAUCAAUUCGUAAUAAUGCUACUGGGCAACCGAGCUCGAGCUCUCUUCCUAGAGACCCCAAAGGCAAACUACCUGAAGAUUCAAAGGCCACUGCGGAAGAUCACUCUAGAAACCCAUCUCAAGCGGCGGAAACCGUUAGUUAUGCUGCGAUUCAAAAGAAGCGUCAGCAAGAGGCUAGAGAAGAGCGAGCGCGCAUUCUUGCACUCGUUGAGAGUGACAAAGCAAGAAGACGAAACGAUGCAGGACGCAAGUCUAGUCGUAGUAAUCACUCCACAGAACAGCCAAUGGCAUCCAGCGACAAGGACACAUCCAUACCAACCCCGGUGUCAAAGGCACAGGAUUGUGCCCUUCAGAUCAGACUUUUUGAUGGAUCUUCCAUACGUUCGAGAUUCUCUAGCACCAGUACCCUAAGUGGUGACGUGAGAAAGUGGAUUGAUAGUCAACAAAAGGACGACGUGCCUUAUAUAUUCAAGCACGUUUGUACGCCUUUGCCAAACAAAACCCUCUCAAUGACCGAUGAAAGUCAACCCAUAGCAUCGUUAGGUCUGUUUCCAAGCGCUACACUUAUCAUUGUUCCGGUUCCAACGUAUACUUCGGCUUAUGAAGCAACAGAAUCAAGUGGCAUCUUAUCUAGAGGAAUUGCUGCUGGAUACGGCCUCGGCGCCUGGGGUGUCAAUAGGGUAAUGGCUACUCUUGGUAGCAUUGUUGGUGGUUCGGCUGCUGCAUCGAAUACAGAACAGAUGGCUGGACCUAAUGCAUCAGUAGGAGGUGGCCGUGCGUCAAAUCUAAGAACUCUUAGAGAUCAGAAUCAUAAUGACAACCAUCAUGAGUUGUACAAUGGAAAUACUCUUAACUUCGAGCCUCGAAGGGAUGAUGGUGACAGGGAAGAUUGAUCUGUGUGAGAUACUCUACUGUUCAUAACAGUCACGCACAUUGGUCAUAAAAUACUCUGAGGCAUUAGCCAUCAUCUUCUUCAAUCUUCGAUUUUACUAUUGUGGCGUGAAUUGUAACACGACACACAUAGUUAGCUAUUGGUCCGGCCUGUAUUUGUAGAUAGGGCACGUAUGUCGUCAGUAAUGAACGUUUCAAGUUGAGCUCUUCUAGCAGCACCGCCUCUUUGUUUUAC